Callorhinchus milii (elephant shark) is the source of this 1756-nucleotide messenger RNA. RefSeq names its product protein O-glucosyltransferase 1 (gene poglut1). Gene Ontology annotation, molecular function: UDP-xylosyltransferase activity; UDP-glucosyltransferase activity. Gene Ontology annotation, biological process: positive regulation of Notch signaling pathway; protein O-linked glycosylation. NCBI's taxonomy places the organism in Eukaryota, Metazoa, Chordata, Chondrichthyes, Chimaeriformes, Callorhinchidae. The transcript is spliced from 11 exons. The coding region runs from base 32 to 1201 and encodes 389 amino acids. The record is from RefSeq and is a predicted model, not a curated record. Gene Ontology annotation, cellular component: endomembrane system.
CAGGGGGCGGCGGCUGCUCUGCGCAGGCGCGAUGCUCGGGGGAUGGCGGUUGGCGGCGGCGCUGCUGUUGAGUGCGAUCGCGAGCGGCGGAUCGGGAACAACAAAAGAUGGAAAAUGGCAGAAAUACAAGGACAAGAUCACAGUAGCGCUGGAAUUGUAUCAACCCUGUUUCCAGCACAACUGCAGCUGUCACCGGCGUGUGCUGGACAAUGACCUUGCACACUUUAGGCAAGGAAUUUCUCAGGAGAUGCUGAUGGAGACUGUCAGUCGAGGUGUGGGGACUCACUACCAGAUCAUAAACAAACAGUUGUAUCGUCAAGAGGAUUGUAUGUUCCCAGCCAGAUGCAGUGGAGUCGAGCACUUCAUCCUGGACAUAAUCUCCAAACUUCCUGACAUGGAAUUUGUGCUGAAUGUGAGAGACUACCCUCAGGUCCCAGGGUGGGUGCAGACCACCAGACCCGUUUUUUCAUUCAGCAAGAAUGCUGAUUACCAUGACAUCAUGUAUCCAGCGUGGACAUUCUGGGAGGGGGGGCCGGCUGUCUGGCCCAUUUACCCCACUGGCCUCGGGCGCUGGGACCUCAUGAGGAAAGAAUUACAAUUAUCUGCUGAAAAGUGGCCGUGGGACAAGAAAAUUUCCAAAGGGUUUUUUAGAGGAUCGAGGACAAGCUCAGAGCGAGACCCACUGGUGUUGCUGUCCCACGCAGAGCCUUCCCUGGUGGACGCUGAGUACACAAAGAACCAGGCGUGGAAGUCUAAGAAGGAUACUCUGGGAAAGACACCGGCUAAAGAGAUUCCACUGGUGGAUCAUUGCAAGUAUAAGUAUCUGUUUAAUUUCCGAGGUGUGGCGGCCAGUUUUCGAUUCAAGCAUCUCUUUCUGUGCAAAUCCGUGGUUUUCCAUGUGGGAAAUGAGUGGUUGGAGUUCUUCUACCCUCAGCUGAAGCCUUGGGUGCACUACAUCCCCGUCAGUCAGGAUUUCUCUGACGUGCGAGAGCUGCUACAGUUUGUGCAGGAAAAUGACAAAAUUGCUGCAUCGAUUGCAGAGAGGGGGCAACGCUUCAUUACUGACCAUUUGCGCAUGGAGGAUGUGUCCUGUUAUUGGGAGCUGCUGCUCACAGAAUACUCCAGACUGUUAACAUACAAACCAAGACGGCAGAAAAACUACAACCAAAUCCUCAGCAAACAGGUGAAGACUGAACUUUAGGACUUGGCCCUCACAGAGCAACUUCUCAAAUCCAUGUUACACAUUUCUUGUUUGAUUUGAAAUUCAUUUUUUCACUUGUUUGAAUACUGCUGGGAAAUUUCCUCUAGAUAUUUUAAAGAAUGGGUGAAAGAUUUUAUGAAAUCUAUACCUUUGCUGGCAGCCAGUGGAUAGCAACAUCCGUCCGGAAGACUGGCCCUCUCUCUCUAGAGAUCGUUUCUAAUAGGGGAGUGGGAAGUUUAACCCCACAAAUAUUCCCCUUUAUAUAAUCCCUAUAAAAUCAUGUAUUAUGACCAGGCCAUUCGCAAUGUUGUUCUAUCGAGGACUGCAGUCUCUUGUCAAAAGACAAACUAAAGUAAGCUGUACUUUCAGGCCUGCGAGCUGUGUUCUGUAGGGCAGCUCUGCUGGCUCCAGGCAGAAGCUCUGUGCAUUAUCCCUCGUCAACCUGAUCAACACUUAUUACCUCCUAACUCACGGCAUUUAUAUAAGACAAAACAAUUUGGGCAGCUAAACUCUUCCUUUAAAAUUGUUAACCAAAUAAAAAGGAUAUGAAACCAA